Penicillium malachiteum is the source of this 465-nucleotide messenger RNA. RefSeq lists its product as uncharacterized. The coding region runs from base 1 to 465 and encodes 154 amino acids. The transcript has a single exon. The record is from RefSeq and is a predicted model, not a curated record. Lineage: Eukaryota; Fungi; Ascomycota; Eurotiomycetes; Eurotiales; Aspergillaceae.
AUGGCCACCAAGACUGAAAACGAAGCCCAGGAAAUGGCCCUCAAUACUACACAUGACGCUCAGAAUAUGACCAUCAAGUCUGAAACUGAUCCCCAGGAGAUAGUCACCAAGGCUACAAAUGACGCUCAUGAGAUAGUGAUCAACGCUGAAAUCAACGCUCGGGAAAUGAUCAUCAAGGCUGAAAAUGCCGCUCAUGAGAUGGUCAUCAAGGCUGAAAUCAACGCUCGGGAAAUGAUCAUCCAGGCUAAAAAUGACGCUCAUAAGAUGGUCACCAAGGCUGAAAAUGCUGCUUAUGAGAUGGUCAUCAAGGCUAAAAAUGACGCUUGGGAAAUGGUCACCAAGGCUGAAAAUGAUGCUCAGGAGAUGGUCAUCAAGGCUGGAAAUGAGGCUCGGGAAAUGAUCAUCAAGGCUGAAAUCGACGCGAAGCAGAUGAAAACCGGCGAUGGGUUAUUUUGGCAACCUUGA